Molecule: messenger RNA, 759 nt
Organism: Lolium perenne
Lineage: Eukaryota; Viridiplantae; Streptophyta; Magnoliopsida; Poales; Poaceae
Source: RefSeq, a predicted model, not a curated record
AUGGCUAGCUACAACUUUGAUUUCUAUAAUGUCUACUCGAAAAAGGAAUGCUUGAUUCCUCUUCAGGAGCUACUGAAAUCGUCUACUUUUCUUGUUGAUGAUAGCUGUGUCUUUGGUGUGGAGAUAUUAAAAAUUGAUGUCUCUACUCCUGAAAAGUUGAUGAUAGCUGGUUUGUUUGAGAAGAAGGCUACCACAGUCCAGAACCUCUUUGUCCAGAAGAAGGGAUUCAUCAAAGGGACCUAUACCUGGACAAUUAAUAACUUCCCUGGAUUGGACUUUGUCCGUUCUUCUACAUUUGAAGUUGGUGGACAUAAAUGGUAUAUUGGCAUGUAUCCACGGGGUCACAAGUGCAGCACUGAUUGCCUCUCCUUGUUCUUAUGCCUGGAUGCCCCGAAUGAGCUGCCUCUCGAAUCUUGGAGCGUGGCUGAAAUGAGUUUAUCCAUACAGGACCAAAAGAAUGGGAAACACUUCACUAGAACUACAGGUCGUCUCUUGGUGUUCGCAAAAUCCUGGGGAUGGCCUGACUUCAUUCCACUUAACACAUUCAAGGAUCCGUCUGUAGGCUAUCUUGUAGAAUCGAACUGCAUUGUCAAGGCAGAUUUCACCAUCGUUGGGUCAUCUAAUGGCUAGCUCUUUACGUCAUGAACUGAUGCAGAGAUAAUGCCCUUUCGUCCUACUCUACACAUGAGGUAGUGGCCGGUGUCGUAGCAGUAAGAACUUGUGUGACGAUUUUAUGGUAUUAAUCAUAAACCUGAUCGC